CCCUCCCAACUUGCCGCCGGGACCCGCGCGCAGGCGGCCUCCCCCGCCUCGACUAGUACCGAUAAAGAAGACAUGUUGGAUAACAGGAAGAGCUAUAGAGUUUGCAGAUAUCAACUGUGGCCUUAAUAAGCAAGCACGUUAGUAGCAUCAAUGCCAGACAGAUGGUCCUAUUACUGCUGGAUUGUACAAGAUAUUUAACCGUGUUUUCUUUGAGGUAUGACUUAAAUAUCAAACAUCUUAAAUAAGAAAAGGGGAACAUUUUAGUUUUGGAAGUCAGAAUGCCAAGGAGAAAGAAAAAUCUUGGGGGAAAUCCUUUUCGGAAGACUGCAAGCUCUCAGGAAGUUGUAUCCAGUAUGGCUAGUCGUGAGGAGCCACCCACUACUCUUCCUUCCAUGUGUGAGACAAAAGUUGAUCGGGAGGAACUCUUCACCAGUAUCUCAGAGAUGUUUUCAGAUCUGGACCCUGAUGUAGUGUAUUUGAUGCUUUCUGAAUGUGAUUUCAAAGUUGAAAAUGCAAUGGAUUGUCUAUUAGAAUUAUCUGCCACUGAUGCCAAGGUAGAAGAAUCAUCUUUAAAAAGCUUUGUUGCCUCCGAGAACCAAGUAAGUGCUGUGGGACGUGAAAUAAUGGAAAAAUAUACUCCUGAAGAAGAGAGGGAAGAUUCAAAAAUGGAUUCGUUUUUGGACAUGCAGCUAACUGAAGACUUGGAUUCCUUAAUACAGAAUGCUUUUGAGAAAUUGAACUCUUCUCCUGAUGACCAAGUAUACUCAUUUUUGCCUUUGCAAGGUGUUAAUAGUUUUAGUGACCCGAGUGCAUUUAUAAAUUCAGAUUCAAGUAAUAUGACUCCCAUUCUUUCUACACAGAAUAUGGAUUUGGACAGUGAAAAUUUGGAGAAUUCUGCCUCUGCAUUAAGUUCAAACACCUUAAUUUCACAUUCUGUUUCUGAUGAGUCCAAAAAUUUUAUAAAGGAUGACAUAUUGGCAUUGGAAGAUCCUCUUCUCAGUAGUUCUUUAAAUGUAGCAAAUGACACUAUGGUGAGUAGUAGCAAUCUCAGUCAAAGGCAGAAAGAGCUUUUAGAAUCUGAGUGUGUUGAGACUCCGUUCUCUCAAGCCCCUGUAGAUUUGGAUGCCAGUGAACCUCAGGCUCCUUUAAGCCUUACUGCGCAAAAUUUGGGGCUUGAUUUACUAGGUACAAGUGGGGAUCAGAAAUCUGCCUCUGUCCCCGAUGCAUUUGUACCUUCUGAAGAAUUCAGUUUCAAACCACACAAACAUACUGAACUUCCGUCAAAGGGGAAAGAUGUGAAUUACUGUCCUGUACUUACCCCUCUCCCUCUGCUGCUGCCUCCUCCUCCACCUCCACCAAUGUGGAAUCCAAUGAUUCCUGCUUUUGACCUCUUUCAAGGAAAUCAUGCCUUUGUAGCUCCUGUUGUAACCACCGCUACGCACUGGAGACCCGUCAGCUACACGUUUCCCCCUCCAGUUAUUUCUCACACUUCCCCAACAAAGGUAUGGAGAACUAAAGAGGGAACAAGUGCUUAUCAAGUACAAGAAACCCCAGUUUCUCAGGUCGCAAGAAAGAAGACAUCAUCUUAUGUUGGACUAGUUCUUGUUCUCCUCAGAGGGCUUCCAGGAUCAGGAAAAUCUUUUUUGGCAAGGACUUUGCAAGAGGAUAAUCCAAGUGGAAUUAUUCUUAGUACUGAUGAUUAUUUUUACAUAAAUGGGCAGUAUCAGUUUGAUGUAAAGUACCUAGGAGAAGCACACGAGUGGAACCAGAAUCGUGCAAAAGAAGCAUUUGAGAAGAAGGUGUCUCCUAUAAUAAUAGAUAAUACAAACCUACAGGCAUGGGAAAUGAAGCCUUAUGUUUCUUUGUCUCAAAAACAUAAAUAUAAAGUCCUUUUCCGGGAACCGGACACGUGGUGGAAAUUCAAACCAAAGGAACUUGCGAGGCGUAAUAUUCAUGGGGUAAGCAAAGAAAAAAUAACAAGAAUGUUGGAACAUUAUCAGCGUUUUGUUUCAGUGCCAAUAAUUAUGAGUUCUUCAGUUCCAGAGAAAAUUGAACGUGUUGCGUUGUGUGCAUAUUCUUGUGAGGACAGAAAUACUAGCCCAAGAGACAAUGAAGAUGUUACCUCUGAAAAAGAAGAAAAUAUUUUAUCCUCAUCUUUGAAGCAUCUAGAGUUAACUGAAGAGAAGAAACUUGAAGUGGCCAAAGAAACUAUAUUACCUGAGAGUGUUACAUAUCUCUCUAAUGGAGAUUUAAACAAAGGAAGAACAGAAAUAAGUGUCACAAAUUCUCAGAAUCAGAGUGCUUUUAUUCAGGAAGUUUCAGACGUGUAUUUUUCUGAUUCUGAAAGCAAAGUACAAGCAAUAGAAAGUAAAAGAGAAGAGCAAGUAGAACUGGCUUCUGAAAAAGAGUAUAGUAAAACUGAUGCAGAUAGUUUUGUAGAGAGAAUGUCACCGAGUACUUGCUGUGGUGAAAAUAAUCAAGAAGACUAUGAUCUUUCAGAUACUGUGCCAUUUCAAAAUGAAAAAUCUUCACCUGGUGAAACAUUAGAAGAAAGAGCCACAGUAAGGAAAAAAGCCUUUGGAAAACAAAAAAGCAAGUCAACUUUGGAAAAGUUCCCAAGACAUGAGCUAUCAAAUUUUGUCGGUGACUGGCCAGUUGAUAAGACUAUUGGUCAGAGGGCCAAAAGGAACCGAAAAACUGAAAAAGCUUCAUCUAUACAAAGUGACAAAAAAUAUAAUCACCCUCAGUCACGCAAAGUAUUAGAUAAUACUCUAUCUGCAAAUAUAGAUCAUAUCCAGCAACAAGAAUCUCCAAAUGAAAGUACAGAGGAUGACAAGAAGUCACAGUAUGAUGAUGCUUCAGAAUCUUUCAAUUCCUGUCAAUAUGAUACGUAUAAAGAUACUGAAAAACAGUCAUUUAACAUUGUGGGUGACUGGCCUUCAUCUGAUUCCUUAGCUCAGAGAGAGCACAGGUCAAGAAUGCCAAAGGAUGGUUUAAAGGAACCCAACCUAGAAUUUGGAACUAAUGAGAGUAUGAAUGAAAUAGCCUUCCACAUAGCACAUGAGACCUGUUGUUGGGGCACAAGCCCUGAAGAAUUAAAAACCUUGGGUAGCUCCACUCUAGGGAGUUCUGAAACACUACCCAGUAAAGUGACCUGUGAGAAUAAGACUUGUCCAAGUAAAAAGAUUCAUAGACAGCAUACAUCAUCUCUCACUAGUACCAACAGUGGGCCAACUUUUCCUGGAGUAGUAGGACCACAAACUUCAGUUGAAUUUCCAGAAGGAAAACCUAAUACAGUCCCUGGAAUAGAAGAAGGCAUGAGUACCCAGACUGAACCACAGGAUUUUGCUCUCUUAUGGAAAAUAGAAAAGAAUAAAAUUAAUGUUUCAGAUUCUGUGAGAGUGUUAACAGGACAAUUAGAUGGAUUUAAACCAAAAGCUUUCAAUAUUAACACAAAGUUAGAUGUUCAAGAAACAAUUCCAUAUAGGGUAAUGUAUGAUAAGAGCACGUAUGUUGAAGAAAGUGAGCUUACCAGUGCUGAUGAAUCUGAAAAUCUUAAUAUUCUUUGUAAACUCUUUGGGUCCUUUUCAUUAGAAGCCCUAAAGGACUUAUAUGAGAGGUGUAACAAAGAUAUUAUUUGGGCCACAAGUCUCUUGUUGGAUUCUGAAACAAAAUUAUGUGAGGAUACUGAAUUUGAGAAUAUCCAAAAAUCAUAUGAUGAAGCACAAAUUGGGCCAUUUUCUCUGGGAUUAAAUUUGAAGGAAAUUAUUAGUCAGAGAAGAACUUUGGAAGAUUCUAGUUCUGUGCCAGAAUUUAGCCAUGGCACUGCUGUUAAUAACCCUCAUGUGCAAUCUACCUGUGAUUCAGAAGAGGGAAACUCAGAGCAGGCAGAAAUAAGAGCUAUAACUACUGAAAAACCUGUGUUAAUAACCGGUUUAUUUCCUAAUGCCACUCUAGGUCUAAAGAAUAAUAAUGAAGUACUUCCCAGUAGUCAGGUAGAACUUCCAGGUCUAUAUAACAUUAAGCAGUCUUUCCCAGGUACUCUAAAACCAACUCUUGCUAAAGAUACGAGUGAAAUGGAGAAGAAUCUAGAAGCCACGGAGAUUGGAGACAGUAUACAUUCUUUGAAUUUGUCUGCUAUUUUAAACUCUGUAUCAAGCACUUCAAAUCUUGAAUUAAAUGAAGAAGUUGACUUUACUGACUCUCUUGAAAUAAAGAAAAAUGAAAAUCUUCCAAAGGAUUAUAUGAGAUUUCCAAACACUGAAGAAUUUAUGAAUGAAGAUGAACAGGAAAUGGAAAAAAUUCUAAUGGCUGAGAGUACUUUCUCAGCUGAAGUUAGUGAAGAAGAUAAAACUGAGAUGUUGAAUCCCAUGCCAGUGAUGGCCAAAUCACUGACCAUAGACUGUCUGGAAUUGGCAUCCCCUGAGCUGGCUUUUCAGCUCAAUGAAUUAUUUGGCCCUGUUGGUAUUGAUUCAGGGUCUCUAACAGUUGAGGAUUGUGUGGUUCAUAUAGAUCUGAAUCUGGCUAAAGUGAUUCAUGAGAAAUGGAAAGAAUCUAUAAUGGAGCGACAAAGACAAGAAGAGGUAUCCUGUGGCAAGUUUAUGCAAGAUCCUUCCCUGGUUGAGCAUAUUGGUCUUGAUAAUCCAGAACAAAAAUCAUCUCAGAGAACAGGCAAAAAAUUACUGAAGACUUUAGCAGCACCUGAAAUGCUACCCUUAUUGGAUCAUUGGAACGCUCAAACUAAAAAAGUCUCACUCAGAGAAAUAAUGUCAGAAGAAAUUGCCUUACAGGAAAAACAUGAUUUGAAAAGGGAGGCACUUAUGUUUGAAAAAGAUUGUGCCACUAAACUAAAGGAGAAGCAGCUCUUUAAGAUAUUUCCAGCCAUUAACCAAAAUUUUCUGGUGGACAUUUUCAAGGACCACAACUAUUCAUUAGAACACACAGUUCAGUUUCUAAACUGUGUUCUUGAAGGAGACCCUGUAAAAACGGUCGUAGCGCAAGAGUUUGUUCACCCAAAUGAGAAUGUCACUUCUCAUACUACACAGAAGUCUAAGGAGAAAAAGGCAAAGAAAUCGAAAGAGACUGAAGAUACACCAAGUGAACCAUCUUUCCAGGAUUUUGAGUACCCAGAGUAUAAUGACUACAGGGCAGAGGCUUUUCUGCACCAACAGAAGAGGAUGGAAUGCUACAGCAAAGCGAAAGAAGCUUAUCGGAUGGGGAAAAAACACGUUGCCACGUUUUAUGCCCAGCAGGGUAGUCUCCAUGAGCAGAAGAUGAAAGAAGCCAAUCACCUUGCUGCUGUGGAGAUCUUUGAGAAAGUCAAUGCCUCCCUGCUGCCACAGAAUGUUUUAGACCUCCAUGGGCUGCAUGUGGAUGAAGCUAUAGAACAUUUGAUGACAGUUUUACAGCAGAAGACUGAAGAAUUUAAGCAGAAUGGUGGUAAGUCCUAUCUCUCUGUGAUUACGGGAAGAGGAAACCACAGCCAAGGAGGAGUUGCACGCAUCAAACCAGCCGUCAUUAAAUACCUCACAAGCCAUAGCUUCAGGUUCUCUGAAAUUAAACCAGGGUGCUUGAAAGUCAUGCUAAAGUAAAAAAAAAAAAAAAAAAAUCCUUGAUUUAGAGUGUGAAGGUUUGUAGGUUAAAAUUUGUUUAUUUGUGAUAAUUUAGUCAAUUUCCUGUAAAUAUGUGUUUAUUAUUCGAAAUGUCCAGUUGUAACAAAACAUUAUGAUGUUUUUCAGAAUUCAAGAGAAGUUUAAUUUUUUACUGAAUCAAAUGCCAAAUAGGUUGUCUGUUAAAAAUAUUAAAGAGAAUUUUUAUUGAUUAUAAAAUGUCUAAGAAAAUUAUCAGCUGCAGUUUUAAAGUUUGAAGUGCUCUGAUUCUUUCUCAGAAAAUGUUACCUUUAUAUAAAUUGUUGUUUAACAUUUAGUAAAAUUCUAAAGGCAUCUUUGAGAGGUUUUUAAAGUGCUUUGAGACCUGGUUCAUGCCCAUCAAAGCCUUGUAUUAAAAGAAGAAGGAAAUCUGACAAAAAACACUUGAAUACUUUUGAUUUCAAAACUAACUACAAAAAACCAUUUCAUUUUGCCAUAUUCUACAGGAAGGAAGACAUGCCGUUUGCACUUUCUUUUGUUUUGUAUAUAUCUUGAUCUCUUACCUUAUGUUGCGUGUAUGUGUGCAUUUUCUAGGAGGAAAGUUGGAGCCUGAGAUUAUAUUACACUUUUAUACUUUCUGUAGACAGAAAAGUUUUUAGAGAAGGAGAAAUGGUGAGGUAUCGACCAAGUAUUGGUGUCUUACUGAACUUCUAGAGCUGUGUAAGUGGUUUUCAAGAUGAUACUAAAGAACUAUAUUUUAUAUUUGAGGCAUAUGAUUUCUAAACUGCAGUAGGCCAAAGUCCUAUUAAUUUAAAACAAAUAUAGAAAACAUUUUUGAUAUAAUCUUAAAAGGAAUCUUUACAAUUUAAACGUUUUUUACAUUUGUUUUUAAGAUGAGCCAACUUUCUGAAAGGAAACUUUCAUUGACUUCUUUUUUGUGUGAGCUAUAAAAAGUCUUAUUAAUAUGUCAAUUAUAAUUUCAUUUAUACAAGUUUAGUGUGGUAAAGUAUAGUUUUCCAAUAUGAAACAAUGGUUUGAGUAAAUUUGACUUUGGAUAUAGAGAAUAUUUCCAAUAUAUGUAAUUUAACAAAUGGUUAUGUUGCUUUUUUGAUAAGCUUAAAAGUCAUUUGGAUCAGGAAUUACAGGGUUGAGUUGUUACUGAAAGAAUCCUGAAUUACAGAAUGUUUUCUCAAAAGAACAGACAUUUUAAUGAAAAUAAAACUCAAAAACACAUUUUUACAUAUCAUGAAAGCAUGCUUUUAAAAGAGCUGUAUCAUUAAAUUUAUUUCCACAAAAAUAAAAAUGUUUAUUAUUUAGAAACAGUGAGUGGUAUUGAAAUAUUAUUCUUGUUUGAUAAUAAUUUGUUAAAAAAAUCCAACAGUUUAGCAUAUGUUUUUUAUAAUAUCUAGAAGAGUUAUAUACAUUAAAAAUAAAGCAGUUCAAGAACUUACUAUAAAAAUAUAGUUAAUGAAAUAAAUAUUUCUAUGUAUAAAUUAAUAUGAUUUAAGAAAUGUGAAUAACAAUGCUAAAUCUGAAGUUAUUCAAGUGUGUGCAGCUGCAUACUCACUUUCCAUGUUUUCAUAUUUCUUCACCCGGUUUUAAAAAGCUUCACUUUUGUGCACUUCAGCUAAAUUUAUUUCAUUGUUAUUAUAAUUAUGAUUAAUGUGGGAGCAAUCAAAAAGAACAAGGGAUGAGGUAUUUUGUGGGCAGAAACCAAAUGAAACAAGCUAUGUUUUUUUGCUGUACCAACCUUAAUUUUAGGCUUUAUUUUGGUAAAUCUAGGGUAUUUUUUUCUCUUUUUAUUUUAUUUAUUUAUUCUUGAGACCCACACAGAGAGACAGAGAGAGGCAGAGACACAGGGAGAGGGGGAAGCAGACUCCAUGCAGGGAGCCUGACAUGGGACUCGAUCCCGGGUCUCCAGUAUCAGACCCUGGGCUGAAGGCAGUGCUAAACCACUGAGCCACCCAGGCUGCCCUAGGGUAUUUUUUCUUAAUCAUCAUUCAUAAGUAUGUAGGGAAAUUUUGAGUAUCUCAAGUGUUUUUAUGAAGUUGUUUAAUCCUAAACUGCCUCCUGCCCAACUGACUAGCAUAGUUUAAACAACAUGUAAUUAUGAAAGAAAACUUUAUAGUUUCUCCUUUCUUGUUUUGCCCAUUUCUAAAUUCUGUAUGCCAAAGGUAAACAUAGUUUGGGGAUUAUCAGAUUCUUCUCUUGCUCAUUCCAAACCCUAUAUGUCAAAAGUAGAAACUGUAGGGAGUUAUCAGUUAUCAAAGUUUUCAGGUAUUGGUAUAUUUGUGCUAAUACAUGAUGACUCGUUAGAAUGGCUCUUCACAAGUGUAUCAAUGUUCUAAAAGUACACCACUUCUGUAGUUUGGAAGGUCUUAGUAACAAUUACAUCUUUUCAGUAGUCUUCUCUUCUACCAGGAGAAAAAAAGAGAACUAAUGUAGAAACCACAGGGGAAAGUGGGUUGGACUAAGGAGUCUCUCUCUCUCUCUCUCUCUCUCUCUCUCUCUCUUUUUUUAAAGGAGUCUCUUUAACAGUAUUUUCAAAUCAUCUACUUCCUUCAACAUGAGACAUGGAAGCAUGUUAUCUUGGAUUUAUUGGCUGUUCAUAUAUCUCUAUUAUUUUCAAGUUGAGUUUUUUCCCCCCCAAUUUAUUAGUGUUUCCAUACUAUUUACAAUUCUAUGGCCUUUAAAUAUAGGACAUAUUAUGUAGUAGAAAUUCGGACUUACACUUUUAAAGUGUCUUUGGUAUUAUAACACAUUUUGAGAGGAAAAGCUAACCAAUUCUGUUGGAUUGUUUCCAGUCCUUAUUUUGGUCUUUCUCUUUUUAAAUUCAAGUGUUUUGUGUGCUUAGAAAAAGGAUGUUAUAAUAGCAAGAUUGGUUAUUUCUGAGCUGGAAAUUGGAAACUCUUGAGACUCAGGAAAUUGCUCUGACAAUGUUUUAACUGCUCUCAAUUUAAGAAAAUGACAAAAUGUAUUUAAAAAAGACAAAAAUAAUGUGUGCUGUUUUUCCAAGUGGUUUUUCUAAGUGCUUUUCCAUUGUGCAAUGAAGUGAAGUUUGGUAAUUUUCUGUGUAGUGGUUAAAUAUUGCUUAUUUUUAUUUACAUAGUAAAAUGUGUACAAAAAAAGUGUCAUUUCAAAGGUAAUUUAUGUAGAAUGUAUGUUAAUGGUGCUUAUUUUUAAAAUGUAAUUCAAGUUUACAUAUUACUUAAUGCCUCUACAGAAUUUAGUAGAGAAGCAAGGCUGGAAUACAUGGAUAUCCCGAAGAGCCUUUUGUAACUUAACAUUAUCUAAUGACAGACUUUAUUAUUUUCCUUAAAGUUGAGCAGUUGACUUUUAUGGUCCAAAUGAUGAACCUGUUAUUAACAAAUGAUUGAAAUUAACCACAAAACUUCUCAUUAAAAUGUAAUAUUGCAGCUAUCAGUUGGAGAAUAUAUUAUAAAAUUUUCAGACAGUAUAUCAGAAAUGAAAUGUUUUUAUUUGUACUAUAAAGAAAAUGUAAUUUUGCUGUUAACUCUGUACUUUUUUAUUGAAAAUGUUUUAUAACUUUGCUUUUAAAAUUUCUUAUGAAACCAUUUGCAAAUUACAUACUUAAUUUAAUAAAGUACUUUAGCCAUGG
This is a messenger RNA of Nyctereutes procyonoides (raccoon dog), 9207 nucleotides long. It is a transcript of the gene N4BP2, whose product is annotated as NEDD4 binding protein 2. Gene Ontology annotation, molecular function: ubiquitin binding. Lineage: Eukaryota; Metazoa; Chordata; Mammalia; Carnivora; Canidae. The record is from RefSeq and is a predicted model, not a curated record.